This is a messenger RNA of Podarcis muralis (Common wall lizard), 2485 nucleotides long. The record is from RefSeq and is a predicted model, not a curated record. Lineage: Eukaryota; Metazoa; Chordata; Lepidosauria; Squamata; Lacertidae.
GGUAGUGCAAUAGCUCUGCAAACAAGCAUUUGGGUUUCCUCAAACACUGCACUUCAAUUGGAAGAAAGCAGAGCUCAGGCGAGGCUGGAUUGUAAGCGAGUAAAUAGAAAGGAGGGGCCAUGAGCAGCCUUUCCCAGAGCCCAAAGGCAUAUUUUGUCUUCCCAGGGAGGAAAAGACUACACCUCCCAGAAUCCUCUGGGUCUGAAAAAAAAGGGAAGAAGCGAAGGACACGAGGACAUUCCAUUUUGUGUGGGGCUUUUGCAGGAGGGGACCCGCCACCGAGAUCGCUGGGGUGCAAAGAGGCUUCGCGGUGGAGGCUGAAGGUGGGAGCAGGAAGGAGUCUUUGCUGGCAGAGGCGCCCUUCGGAAGCAGCUCUACACGGGUGAGAGGGCACCGUCUGAACCCUGCAACACGUGAAUGCCGAGACCACAAAGCUUUGAGGAAGGGCCCUCCCUGCUGGACGUUGGCCGAAGAGCAAGGGUGGCCAUGCUGGAGAAUGAGAGGAACAUGGCCUCUCGGGCACUGCCGCUUCCCAAGACCAGCCUCAUCCCCAGCGCAGAGCAAGCGGAAGAGCCCAGGACGCCACAGUAUCAGAUCUCAGACGGAACAGGGGCUGCCAUUUUGGACACCAGCUCAGCAGGAAACUCGAGGAGGAAACACUUCUGCCCAGAGUGUGGCCAAUGCUUUGCCUUCGGAUUGGCUCUUGCUAGACACCAGAGAAUCCACACAGGGGAGAAGAUCCAGGAAAGCUCUGAGAGCGGGGAAUGUUUUGGUCAGAGUUCAGAGCUUGCCAGCGAUUCGGAAACCCCUAAGUCUUUGGAGUUCAGGAAGAUUCUUGCUCAUCAGCCCAUCGUUCUGAUCCACCGGAACGUCCAUUCAGGAGGAGAUAAGUCAUAUCGCUGCUUGGAGUGUGGGGAAGGUUUUGCCCAACUCUCAGAUUUUGUGAAACAUGAAAGAGGCCACACAGGAGAGAAACCCCACAAAUAUGCCGAGAGUAGGAUCGGGUUCCCCAAGAGAUCACAGCUUCAUGGACCCCAUAAAGUCCACACAGGAGAGAAGCCGCACAAAUGCAGUGUGUGUGGGUUAUGCUUUUCUGUUAGGUCAAAACUUGUUACCCAUCAGCGAACCCACACUGGAGAAAAACCCUAUGAAUGCCCAGAGUGUGGAAAAUCAUUUGCUCUCAAGUCAGGCCUUGUGAUCCAUCAGAGACUCCACACUGGAGAAAAGCCCUUUGAAUGCUGGGAGUGCGGGAAAUGUUUUCCUCAAAACGCACAGCUUUGGAGCCAUCGGUUGGUUCACACAGGGGAGAAACGGUAUAAAUGCUUUGAAUGUGGAAAAAAGUUUACUUCCCGUUCCGGCCUUGUAACCCAUCAGAAAACCCACACAGGAGAAAGGCCCCAUAAGUGUCUGGAGUGUGGCAAAUGUUUCCCCACAAAUGUAAGUCUCAGGCGACACCAGAGAAUCCACACAGGGGAGAAACCCCAUGAAUGUAGAGAGUGUGGGAAAUGUUUUCAUGAGAAAGCUGACCUUCUGAGGCAUCAGACUGUUCACACCGGGGAGAGGCCUCAUAAAUGUGCAGAGUGUGGGAAAUGUUUUAUUUCAGCAUCAGAACUUGUAAUCCACCGGAGAAUCCAUACGGGAGAAAAACCGUUUGAAUGCGUGGAGUGCGGGAGAUUGUUUUCCCAAAAACAACACCUCUGCAGACAUCAGAAGGUCCAUACAGGAGAGAAACCCUACAAAUGCAUGAAAUGUGGAAAAUGCUUUGCUGGCCUAUCAGAUCUUCGUGUACACGACAGGAUACACACAGGAUUGAGGCCAUAUGAGUGUGGAGAAUGUGGAAAACGUUUUUCCACUUCAUCACAUUUUAUUAUUCAUAAGAGAGUCCACACAGGAGAAAAGCCACAUAAAUGUUUAGACUGUGGAAUGUCAUUUACUGAAGCAAAAUCCCUUAAGGGUCACCAGAGAACCCACACAGGAGAGAAAACUCACAGAUGCUUGGAGUGUGGGAAAUGUUUUUCAAGGAGAGACACCCUUGUGACCCAUCAGAGGAUCCACACAGGAGAGAAACCCUAUAAAUGCUUGGAGUGUGGGGAAUGUUUUCGUCAGAAGCCAUGCCUUGUGAUCCACCAGAGGAUCCACACAGGAGAGAAACCCUAUAAAUGCUUGGAGUGUGAGAAAUCAUUUCCUUCGAAGUCACCCCUUGUGAUCCACCAGAGGAUCCACACAGGAGAGAAACCCUAUAAAUGCUUGGAGUGUGAGAAAUCAUUUCCUCGGAAGUCACGCCUUGUGAUCCACCAGAGGAUCCACACAGGAGAGAAACCCUAUAAAUGCUUGGAGUGUGGGAAAUGUUUUUCUCAGUCACAAUAUCUUCACAAACACCAGAAAGUCCACACAGGAGGAGAGCUUCCCAAUGUGUAGAGUGGGGGAAAUGUUGAAGGUGGAAACCUUCAAAGACUCCAUGUGGAAUAAAGAGCAUAUAAAUGUU